Messenger RNA from Plectropomus leopardus (leopard coralgrouper), 8283 nucleotides. NCBI's taxonomy places the organism in Eukaryota, Metazoa, Chordata, Actinopteri, Perciformes, Serranidae. The record is from RefSeq and is a predicted model, not a curated record.
UCCCAUUUGCAAUUUCGCCAAAUGAAAUAAAAUGUAAUUAAACGGGAAUCUGUCGACGUUGUGCGGUAGCAGCUGGAUUCUUCAUGAAGUUGUGAAUCCGAUCUGAACUGAAACCAUGCUGAAAUGGCUUUCUGGUGAGGAGGGAGAGCCUGGCUCUGUGGGCCCAGGCUCUCCCCACGCUGCUGCUGCUGCUGCUGCUGCUGGAGGGGCCGCUGUGGAAGAGAUGGCAGAGCGGCUAACCCAAACUGAGCUGCUUGUCACUCAGCUAAAGGACAUGAUCCGGGAGAAGGAUGCAGCACUUCGGGCCAAAGAUGACCAACUUAAGGUGGAGAAGGAGACGUGCGAGACCAAAUUGUCAAAGCUACGUCUGCAGAACAAAGCCAAGGUGACCUCCCUCACUACACAGCUGGAGGAGCUGAAGAAACAACAGGGGGGUCAGGGCACGCCAACACACAGCAAAAAGGGGUCAUCAGAGGGAGGAGGAGAGCAAGCUAGUCGGGGCAAGAUUGUCUUGCUCAAGAAGAAAGUUGAGGAACUAGAACAGCAGCUGGCACAAAGACAGGGGGAACUUGAAAACAAGAGGCAGGAGGUGGAGUCACUGCGGCAGCGGGGUGAGGAAAUGGAUUUCAUGCUGACAGAAAGGGACAGGAAGCUGGCAGAAAAAGAGGCGUAUAUUGUUCACCUGCAGACAGCGCUGGCAGGAGAUCAGCCCAUCACAGCUGCAGCACAACAAAAGGUGGAAGAGGACAGUGGAGCCAUGCAGGAUCUGCAGCUGCUGGUGCAGAGCCUGAACAGGAAGGUAGGAGAAGCAGAUGAGCGCUACAGUUUGCUGCAGGAGCAGAUGGACAGCCUCAAAGAGCUGCUGGCCACAGAGAAGGAGCAGUACACGCAGAAGGAGAGCAUGUACAAACAGAACAUCCAGACAUUUAAAGACAUUAUAAUUCAGAAAGAUAACCAGCUGUUGGAGAUCAACCAGAUGCACGAACAGGAGCUCUUCAAGCUGGCUGCAAAGUCUGAUGCCAGUGCCGACUUGGAGCAGCUUUUGAAGGCUCUGAAACAGAAGCUUCAUGAGAAGGAGGAGGUGCUGCUGGGUAAAACGCAGGUCAUUGAUGUUCUGCAGGGAGAGGUGGAUGGCAGGGACCAUCAGAUAAAGGAGCUCACAGAGCGACUGCGUCGGCUCCACGUAGAACGAGAGAGCCUAGAAUCCAAGAUGGAGGCAGAGAAGCAUGUGAUGCGAGCACAAAUCCGCGACCUGAUGGAAAAACAGCAGGCGGAGGUUAAGCGAAUGACUGAGCAGCAUGAGACGCAGAUGGCCCAAAUGCAGCAGGAUCUCCUGGGGCAGCUGGAGCAGCUGAGGAGGGCCUCAGUCGCAACACCACCUACCAGUCAGGAGGUCUCAGGAAGUGGAAGCACACCUGCAGAUUCAGCCUCCAUCCAAAGGAUAGCUGAGCUGGAAGCCCAAGCAAAGCAAAAAACAGAAGAAGCCAGUAGAUCAGAGGCCAAAUUUCUGAAAAUGAAAGCCUGGUCCAAAUCUCGGAUCAGACAGUUGGAGGAGGAAUUGAAGAAAAGCCAGGGUGGAGCUGCCCCCCCAGACCUGACUGCCCUGCGGAGUCAUAUCACAGCACUGGAGGAAGAGAGGGAGGAAAACCUCUGGAAAGUGGAGCAAUAUGAGGAGCUCAAAGCAAAGAAUGAAAUGCUGGAGGCGAAGCUGGUGGUGUACGAGGAGCAACAGAGGACCCUCCAAGCAGACCUGGAGCAGUUCACCAAGAGGGCUGCCUCUCAGGCAAGUGAGUCGGGCAGUGCUGAUGACACUCAGAGCCAGGUACUGGAGUGGCAGGAGAUGGUUGCUGAGGCUGUCAGCGCCAGGGACCGGGCCAAGGAGGAGAAAGCCGCCAUGGCCCUCCGCAUCAGCCACAUGGAGGAGGAAAGAGAGGCACUGGCCACUCGGCAGCAGGAGUUGGAGGAGGAGCUGGCUCAAUCUCGGGGGCUCGGCCAACAAAGGGCCAAGAAGCUGGCAGCUCCGGCGCAGAGAAGCCUGCAGGAGGACUUUGAAUUUGACAGUCAGGCGUCAUUCCAGGACCCACGGAGCGCCUCUGAGAGCACGACCCCGAUGGAGGGAGAGAACAUGGGAGGUUGGUGGCCCGAGUACAGUACUCCUGAUACAGACGGUUUGCGGUCUGUUGUGGAGGAGCUGGAGCUGGAGAGGAACCAACUGCAGGAGCAGAUCCUGAGCCUGGAGGAGCGCUGUCAGGAUCUGGAGGAUCGGCUGCAGCUGCAGGCCCGCAUAGAGGCAUUGCAGAAUGAGUCAGAGAAACUCCAGAGCCAACUCGCCAGCGUCCGAAGUCAACAGAGUAGAGAUGCAGAGAAGCAUCAGCUGCUGGUCAGCAGUCUCAAUGAACAGCUCAAAGGACUGAGUAACACACAGGAGUGCUUGGAAAGCUCCCUCAUCGAGAAGGAGAACACGUUGGCCAAGACGUCUGAGAAACUUGAGCUCAUCAACAGCCUCCGAGAAUCUUUGAGUGAAAAAGAAAUUCAGUACAAAGAAGCGUCUGAUAAGCUCCUUCAGACUGAACAUACUCUAGAGACUGUUUCCAAGAAAUGCAGCAGCUCAGAGAAACAGUGCUCUGAGUUGAAAACAGAAGUUGUAGACCUCACGCAGAAGCUGAAUUUGCUGAAGGACAAGACCCAAAAACAGGAAGUCACCAUAGAAACAUUACAAACGGAGCUCGAUCAGACAAACGAGGAGCUGGACAAACUCAAUUCCGCCCACUUAGAAGAACGAGCCCAACUCAUUCAUGACCUCCAAAGCUGUGAGCGGGAAAUUGAUAGACUCAAAGAUGUCCUGUUGGAAAAGGAGGAGGAAAUUUCAACCCUGUCUGGUAACAUGUCUGAGUAUGCAGAACAGAUCACAGUGCUGAAGCAGGAGAUCAAACUCAAAGAAGAGAACCUGGUUCAGGUAGAAAAUGCACUGAGUAAGGCAGAGCGGGAGGCCAAGGUUAUCAGAGACUCAAAGACUUCAGACCAGCAAGCCCUGGAUAGGAAGAUCACGGAGCUGGUGGAAAAACUCAAGGAUACUGAGAUAGAGUUGGGUAAAGCCAAAGAGGAAAGAGAGUCUAACGUUUCUGAGGUGGAACAUCUAAUAAAGCAGACUGAGGAGGACAAGAAAACCAUUCAGGAGCUUCGGGGGGAGACCCAGAAACAGAUUGUGAACCAUCGUAAUCAUCUCUCUGAAUGUGAAACACACAUCACCUCACUGAAGGAACAGCUGACGUUAUCCACACAAAAGCUGCAGGAGUCAGAAGGACUUCUUUCGCAGCUCAAGGACAAAAAUACCAGCAAUGAACAGCUACAGCAACAGCUCAGUGACAAAGAGCAGACAUAUGAAAAAGAACUGAAAUCUUUCAAGGAUGAGCAGAACAAACUCUUGGCACAGGUGGAAAAGUAUAAUAAUGAAAUGCAGAAUUUGUCCAAACAGCUAGAGAAGCAAGUACAGAGUGAGGAGCUCAUCAAAAAGGAGAUACAAGAAAAACUGGAAACCAUAGCAUCACUGGAAAACCAACUAAAGGCAACUAAUAAGCAGGCAGAGGAUGAGAGGCAGAAAUUCAACACUGAAUUGCAAGUCAGGGAUUCAGAAAAUGAGAAACUAAGCAAUGAACUUCAAAGCAAAUCUGAAAAUAUCUCCAAACUCAAGAACCUAUUGAAAAGCAUGAAGACAGAGAAAAAACAGCUGCAGGACAAACACAAAGAGUUGACCGAGGAGCUCGAGCUACAGAAGCAGAGUGAUCAUCAACUUAGUGAAAAGGUCGCAUCUGCUCUUGAACUCAACCGCAGUCUGGAGAAUCAAGUCGAUGGCCUUACAAAAGAGAAAGAGAGGCUUGAACAGAAAUUAACUGAAAACGCAAAAGCGAUUUCAGAAGUUACAGUUGAAAAAGAUGCUUUGCAAGGCAAAAUAUCCAUAUUGGAAACGCAGAAUUCACAAAACAGCAGCAUAAUUGAAGUGCUACAAAAAGAUAAAGAGGAUUUGAGUCUUCGAACUAAGGAGUUAAAUAAAGUUCUUGAGCAAAGCACACACUCAAACUCAGAGAUUCUGCUGGCUAAAACAAAUGAAUGUAGUAAUCUGAGCCAGUUACUCAGACAGAGGGAGGAGAAUGUGACACAGCUGCAGGAACAAGUGCAAUCCUUGACCUCUAAAGUUGACCAGCUCAAGCAGGAUGUGGCGGAGAAAGAUCAGACAGUCAGUGAUCAUCGAGUGCAGAUAGAGGCCCAAGAAAACCAGCUAACACAGCUUGAGGAAACUCUGUCUCUGCUGCGAGAACAGGAAUGCAGUCUGAAGUCUGGCCUGAUGGAGAAGGAUAAAAUGUUAAAAGAGAAGCAGGAGGAGUACCACAGUUUGCAGAAUGACAUUAAACAUCAGAAAAAUAUUAUAUCCCAGCUACAAACAGAAGCUGAAUCACUCAAUGAAGAAAGCUCACAACUACGGCAGCAAAUUGAGGAGAAAGAAGAAAGGUUAAAAAAUGUGACCCAACAGUGUCAAAAACACAAAGAAGAACUGAAUGAAACAAACAAGACUGUUAAGACUUUGAGUGAGCAAGUGCGUGUUAUGGAAGAAAAUACCAGAAAGCUCCAGUCUGAAGCUGAUCUGAAGCAAAUGGAGCUGGCUAGCUUAAACAGCCACAUUCAGGCAAUGACUGAGGAAAACCAGCAACUCCGUGCUGCUUGCGAAUCCAGCCAAAAGGAGUUUGCUCUGCAAACACGGGUUCUUUCUGACCUUGAUGGACAGCUUAAAGCAACUCAUGAACAGAACUCCAGUUUCAGCAUGAAGAUUAGCAGUCUAACAGAAAACAAUCAGAGACUAGAAGAGGAGUUAUCAGAAAACAUCAGAUCAGUUUUGGAACUAACCACUGAGAGGAGUUUACUCCAAGAACAAAAAAUUGGUCUUGAAAUGAACAUCUCAGAGAAUCAGAAAAUAAUUGAUGCCCUGUUGAAAGAAAAUGAGAAGUUCAUCAUUGCAGAAGAUGAAUUAAAAAAGACCCUCAAGGAAAGCGAACAGUCAAACUCUAAAGGUUUGCUUGAGAAAAUAACUGAAUGUGCUAAUCUGUCAAAAAUGUUAAAAGAGAGAGAAGAACAACUUCAAAGUCUACAAGAGCAAGUUGAUGGCCUCAAAAACCAAGUUAAUCAACUUAACACAUCAUUGAAUGAGAAAGAGCAAGCAGCAUUGCAACAGAGUUCACAGUUGGAAGCUCAGCAGAACCAACUGUUGCAACUUCAGGAUACUGUAUCAAUGCUUCAGGAACAAGGAGUCGUCCUCAAGUCAGGGCUGAUGGAGAAAGACAUGAUGUUUCAGCAGAAAGCAGAGGAGUGUAGUGGUUAUCAGGAUGAAAUCGAGCAACAGAAAGCACUCAUGUCACAGGUGCAGGGUGAGAUAGAGUUACUCAGGAAAGAGUGCCUGGAGACGAAACAGCAGAUGGAGCAAAAAGAACAGACACUGAAAGAAGUUACUAAUGAGUUUCUAAACCACAAAGAGGAGCUGAAUAAACGAAACGAGUCAGUAAUCUCACUCAGCAGUCAGCUUGGUGCCAUGAACAAGAAUGCUGCAGAGAUGGAGGUAGAAAUUAGCAAUCUAAAGAGCGCUGUGGAGAAAUUGACUGCAGAAAAUUGCCAGUUGACACAAAAGGAGGACCAGAUGAAGGUAGAGAUCACUGAUUUUAGUGAUAACAUUCAAGCGCUAAAUGAGCAGAAUACAAGAUUAAAAUCUGAACUUCAGAAAACAGUGACAAAGCUGUCCAAAGCACAUGAAGAGGUCACACAUCUCAAGGCAGCAACAGCUGAUGGGGACAGCAAACUCCAAACUGCAGUCUCAGAGAAGGAGAGGCUUAAUUUGACUGUGCAAGGAAAAGAUGAGUCUCUGAAACAGCAGGAAAAUUUGAUCCAGCAACUCAACACAAAGAUUGGUGAGCAGGAGGAGCAGCUGAAACAGAAAACAGAUGACAACGAUAGUUUGAGUGCAAAAGUUUCAGAGCUUGAAGAUUCUGUUUGUAAACUUAGAGGACAAGUUGACAGUCUUUCUUCAGAGUCAUCCAUACUGAAAAGUACUUUGGAGAAAAGGGAAAAGUCUAGUCUUGAAUAUCAAAGUCAUUCGGCAGCUGCUGUUGAAAGUCUCAGUUCAAAUCUACAAGCCAAAGAAGCAGAAUGUGAGAGCUUGAAAGAACAAACUUCACACCUUGAAGAAUCUCUCACAAAGCUUAACAGUACCCUCAAAGCUCAGAUGUCUGAAGUGGAAUGUCUGAAAAAGGCCUCGCAAGAAAAAGAGGCAGCUCUUUUGGACCAAUCACAGUCUCUCCAGGAUAUUCAGAGAAGAGCAGAUGAGGCGUUGCUCUUCAAAUCACAGUUCACAGAAAGCACAGAGUUGGUGUCACAGCUACAGAGUCAAAUGCAGUUACUGUCCACUGAGUGUGGAAACCUCAAACAGUCAGCAGAGGAAACACAACAUGCCUUUAACAACCUACAAGAGAAAUAUGCAGCUAACUUAGAGGAGCUACAAGAUGUGGGACAGCAACUGUCCAAAAGAACUGAUGAAGUGUCCAACCUUCAGAAGUCACUGGAUGAUACCAAUAACCAACAUCAGACAGCAAAGACCACAAUAGAAACACUAAAAAAUGAGUUAUCUGUAAUUCAUCACAAACUUGAGAAUGCAGAAGACCUGAACUCCAGUCUGUCAAAGGAAAAGGACGAAGCUUUUGCUUCUCAUCAGGCAAGUGUGUCACUGCUGAAGGUUGAAAUAGAAAGACUCAAAUCACAACAUCUUCAAGUUGUGGCACAGAUGAAUGCACUGACAGAAAACCUUGAGCAGAGAGAAAUGGCUCUCCAUGCAAUUAACAGUCAGUACACAUCCCAGGCCAAACACACAUCCCAGCUGGUUUCAGAAAUGCAGAAAUUAGAGCAGCAAAAUAAGAGACUAAAUGAGGAGAUUAGUUUGUCAAAGGAAGAGCACCAGAAGCUUCUUACUGCUGUCAGGAAUGAAAACACUCAUCUGCAGGAGGAAGUUAGAAAACAACUUGCAGAGAGGGAAGAGCUGGAAAGGAGACAUCAUCAAAUGUGGGCAUCGCAGGGGGACCUGCAGGUUCAAAUGGAGCAGCAGUCCAGCAGCAUGAACGAAAUAAUGGAGAAAAUGAAGUUGGAGAAGGAGAGCCUUCAAGCAAAGGAGGCGAGGCAGAAUAUGGAUGAAGUACAGCAAACUGAAAUGAAGAUGCAAACUUACAGACUGCCACCUAAAGAAAUAAGGAGCGACAAGGAAGAAACAACCGAUGUGAGGUCUGACACAGGGAGGAAGGACACACUGCCCGUCACCGAAGCAGUAGUUUUGGCAGAUCAGAGUGGAAGAGACGAGGUUUUGAGUCGAUUGGAUGCAGAGAGGGUCCAGCUUCACGGAGACCUGCAGCGCUGCAUGUAUGAGAUCCAACAACGAGACCAGUACUUCCAACAGCUCAACCUCAAGCUGCAGCAGGCAGUGGAGGAGAAAGGUGCUGUUGCAGCUCAGCUGAGGGCCGUUUCUCUAACCUUAAGGGACACCCAGAAUCGCUGCCAUUGGCUGGAAAACCAAGUCCAAGGCCAGGCUCAGGGGUCAGUGAAUGCUGAGGUUGCACCUGGAGCCCCCCAGGAGAGGAGCAACAACUCCAUGAGUGCUGAAACUGCAGAGGCAGCUCAGCUCAGAGAAAGGCUGCUUGAGUUGGAGCAGAGUCUGACAGAUGAGAGAGCGAGAAGAGAGACAGCUGAGGAAGCUCUGCGUCUUGCUGAGGACAGAGCAAAGAGUGUUGGUUCCAGUCUGUCCAGAGACAGCCAGAGGGACUUCAGUAUUGAGAUGGAAACAGAGGAGGAGUGGGAAGCUCUCAGUCUCAACCCAAAUCAGCCUCUAAUAACACAAAAGGUGAAAGGUGGCAUGGUGGCGUGUCGACAGUGGCUCAGAGGGAGGAGCCUCUACUUCUCCAGGCUGCUGACGAGCCGUGCCCGCUCCCGAUAUUUCUUUCUUGCCUACCUGCUCACAAUCCAUGUGCUCGUCCUCAUGUGCCUCACUGGUGCGCUGUAGCCAGGUCCCACUGGAAAAUCACACGCUGACUCAACGUUAAACCUGAAAGCUCAAGUGUGUUUUUGUUUUGUUUUGUUUUUUAAUGUAUAUGGCAUUUUUAUAUAUAUAUAUAUAUCCUCUCUGCAUUGUAUAGCAUGAGGCUCUCCAUACUCAAGUCACGUCACACCUGUCCUCAUGAAUGUUGUCAGGAAAGUAAAAAU